Anopheles stephensi (Asian malaria mosquito) is the source of this 14813-nucleotide messenger RNA. RefSeq names its product polypyrimidine tract-binding protein 1 (gene heph). Gene Ontology annotation, cellular component: nucleus. Lineage: Eukaryota; Metazoa; Arthropoda; Insecta; Diptera; Culicidae. The record is from RefSeq and is a predicted model, not a curated record. Bases 1531 to 3393 code for a protein of 620 amino acids. The transcript has 12 exons. Gene Ontology annotation, biological process: mRNA processing; regulation of RNA splicing. Gene Ontology annotation, molecular function: mRNA binding.
GCAGUGAGCCGUUUGGUUAAACCGCUAUCCCGUUCUCCGUCAUUUUCAGUCUCGAGGUAGAAACGAUUCACCGCGCUGCUGCGUUUUUCCAUGGGCAUUACUCCGAAUUGUCGCUAGGCGAUCGUUCCGCGUCGCGCUCUCGUUGUGUGUUGAUAUUCAGAUUGUGCGUGUGCGCCGUUUAAGCUGUGUGCAAACAGUGAAGAUUACUCUGUGCCAAAUUGCACGUUCUGUGGCGGGUGCCGUUCUGUUUCUGGAACAGGUCCCAGGCUCGGUGAAAAACGAAAAGCAGCAUUUAAGGUACGAAAAACAUACCCGGAGCGCCGUGCGCGGGCGCGUCUGUUGUAUUGUAGGCGGACGUUCUGUCGCCCUUCGUGUGUGAGUGUGUGCGUGUGUCAGUGAAAGAGAGGGAAAGUCUGUUGCCGGUAAUCCUUUUGCUCACAUCCAGGUCUACGCGCUGUCUGGAUGCUGUAGUGUAGGAGUCGUUUUCCGUCGGCGAGCGAAAGAGAGAGAGAGAGAGAGAGAGAGCGAGCGAGAGAAGAAUCAAAGUGCGUGACCAGCUCCUCUAACACACAAACACGGGCGCGCAACUGCAUUGCGCAUAUUGCACCGCGCUCAUCAACAAGCGGGAGUUGAAGAACCUUUUCAGCGCCCCCUUCCCACGAAAAUCUCGUGCUUAUGUGCACUGUGCGGGUCGGAAAAUUUCGGCCUAAUACAUUUUCAUUCCCCCAUGCUCGACCAAUUCUCGACUACGCCACACAAACCCCCUGCUUCUUUCGGGUUGGCUAAGCACCGGCAACUUUGAUCGUGUUGAUCAUCCCAUCGCGUGCAGCUCAUCUCAUCGUAGUCUCUGUGUGUAGAAUAGGGUGUAGUGAUCGUGGUGUUUUUGUAGCCGUGACUUCCCGUACAGAGCUGCGGACGCACUUUGUAAUCAUAAUUUUGCCGGAGAUUGCAAAGUAUUAGCUAGCGGCGCGUAGUGUUGUGUUGUGUGCCCCCCUCCGGAUAUUAACCAUUCCGCCUGGCGGAACGUCAUCGGAACACAAAUACCUCCUUCAGCCGAGUUGUUGUGAUAGGUUACUCGAAGUCGAUUUUGGUUGUAAUCUGAUAGACGCGCUGUGAAGUGUUUUCUUGUGUGGCGUGGCUAGAAGUGUCGGAAUACACCUUGCUGUGUAGCGCAGGUGAAGGUGUGCUUCACGCAAAAUCACGUGUGCCAUAGUUUGUUGUAGAGAAGAAGUGUGACCGUGUUGUCCAUCAGAACAACAGCAAUCGCAGCCCGAUAUUGUCAAAGCGAAAGCCAAGCUUGAGUGUCUUUCAGUGAUCAUUGGUUUUUGUUAUUUUUGCUUCUGUUGUAAUGAGCCCUGUUUGACAGGUGUCAACAGAGUGACAGUGCGUGCGAGAUCUUGUGUCGGGGUGUUGUGAUUUUUUUUUGUCGCAAAAAGCAACGGAAGCCAGCACAGAGCGAGAGAGCAAAGUAGGUGCGAAGGAACAUACUUAUCGAGCCGAACCUGUCCAUUUUGGGUUAAAGUAGAGGCCAUGAUGUCCUGCCCCCUUCCAUUGCCAUUGCCACUACUUCCACCAGCACUGCACGCAGAUUUCCCUCCGGUGCACAUCGGAGUUAAGCGAGGAAGCGACGAACUACUUAGUCAAGCAGCUGUUAUGGCUCCAGCAUCGGACAACAACAAUCAGGAUCUCGCCACGAAGAAAGCCAAACUGGACAGCACCAACACAGUGAUCGGUAUGGGCAUCACGAAAACGUCGCGUGUGGUGCACAUCCGCAACGUCCCGAACGAGGUGAGCGAGGCCGAAAUUAUACAGCUGGGACUGCCGUUCGGACGCGUCACGAACGUGCUGGUGUUGAAGGGCAAGAAUCAAGCAUUUAUCGAGAUGGGCGAUGAGACCGCUGCCUCGACAAUGGUGAGCGUGUUCCACGCCAAUCCGCCACCUCUGCGGGGACGUACGGUGUAUGUGCAAUACUCAAACCAUCGGGAAUUGAAGAUCGAUCAAAACCAUGCAAUUGCGAACGUAACGAACGCACUGCAGGCACAGGAUCUUACGCAGUCACCGACCGGAUCGCCGUUGCCGAUCUCAAUCGAACAUACCAACAGCAACUCGCAGAACGCUAGCAGCAACAACACGAACAACAGCUCCACGACACCGAGCAGCGGUGGCGGUGGUGGUGGUGGCAGCGGUGCACCCAACACCGUACUGCGAGUAAUCGUGGAGUCGCUGCUGUAUCCGGUUUCGCUUGACGUGCUGCAUCAGAUAUUCCAGCGGUUCGGCAAAGUGCUGAAAAUUGUCACCUUCACCAAAAACAAUUCGUUCCAGGCCCUGAUACAGUACCCCGAUGCGCAGACAGCUCAGAACGCACGGGCAUCGCUGGACGGACAGAACAUCUACAACGGGUGCUGCACACUGCGCAUCGACAACAGCAAGCUGACGGCACUGAACGUGAAGUACAACAAUGACAAGUCGCGAGACUACACCAACCCAUCGUUGCCGUCCGGCGAACCGGGCAGCGAUGUUAUCGCCAGCGCCGGUGGGCUGGUGUCCGCGAGCGAUCUGCUCCUGUUGGCGGCCGGCCAGCGGCCCCAGCUGUCCCGCGAUCGACUAGUCAAAUUAGACAAAUCUCCCUAUUUUCUAGUGAACGGGUUAGCGACGCCGGGCGUGAUGCCACCGUUCGGGCUGGGGCUCGGUACGCCGGCCCUGGCCAGCGCUUACGGUGGCGCCCUGCCCAGCCUGAACGCGUUUGCGCUCGCGUCGAACGGUGCCCUCGGAACGCCGAACCCGGCCAACGUGCGGGGACUCUCGAACGUGCUGCUCGUAUCCAAUCUCAACGACGAGAUGGUCACGCCUGAUGCUCUCUUUACCCUCUUUGGAGUGUAUGGUGAUGUACAGCGUGUAAAGAUCCUGUACAACAAGAAAGAUUCAGCAUUGAUUCAGAUGGCUGAACCCUACCAGGCGUAUUUGGCUAUGACCCAUUUGGAUAAACUUCGUAUCUGGAACAAAACGAUCCGCGUGAUGCCGAGCAAACAUCAGGCGGUACAGCUGCCGAAGGAAGGGCAACCGGACGCCGGGCUGACCCGCGACUAUGCACAAAAUCCGCUGCAUCGGUUCAAGAAACCGGGCAGCAAAAACUACCAGAACAUCUAUCCACCAUCUGCUACACUGCAUUUAAGCAACAUUCCAGCUACCGUAACCGAGGAUGAAAUCAAGGAAGCUUUCACCAAGAACAGUUUUGAGGUUAAAGCUUUCAAAUUUUUCCCGAAGGACCACAAGAUGGCGCUGAUACAGCUCAGCUCGAUCGAGGAAGCAGUGUGCGCCCUGAUCAAGAUGCACAACUACCAGCUGUCCGAGUCGAACCAUCUGCGCGUCAGCUUCUCCAAGUCCAACAUCUAACUGCGAGCGCCCGCGUAUGCGAGCGCCAAACACGGUACAUCGCCGGUACAGCUGCCAGUAGUAGUAGUUCCAGUUCCAGUUCCAGUUCCACCCGCACCGCCGACCCCAAGCUCGUCCGACCCGCUAGCGGCCAAUGACAAAACCACCGCAACUACCGCUACUACAGCCACGGCCACAGUCAAUGCGCACCCAUCGUUACAAGCAACGCCCUCCUCAACAACGCCAACAGCGACCUCGGCAUGAUCGCAGCAGGGAUAGCGCAAGGAGCAGCAACCCACAAACACACACACAUUUGCCGGACGGACGGAGCGAACGCGGCGAUCGUCAUCGGCAGGAUACACGAUAGCUUCGGAGAACACCCAAAUGGGUUCUGGCCAAAAUGCGUUACAACUAGCCUAAGGAGACCGUGAGCAGAGGAAUCAAGUUUUGCAUUAUCAUAAACACGUAUAUACAUAUAAUCCACCUCGUCGUCGUCGUCGUCGUCGUAGUAGAAGAGUGUCUGCUGCGUGCCGCGCUUGUUUGUUUCGGUGUGACAUGCACGGCAUCGGCAAAAGAGAUCUUUUAUCGAAACGAGAAGAACACACCACCCCCCCAGGGGAAGAGGACAAAGGCAAAACUUUCGUAUCCAUAUUUGCACAGAGAGCUCUCUGCUGCUGCUACAAAAACCCCGGCCAAGGCAACUUCCGGUGAAGCAUUGCAUUAGAGGGACGGGGUUUUUGUGUCUAUUUGUUUUUCUGUUCUUUCGUCUGGGGGGGAGGGAGGAAAUUCAACACACAAACAGACACACAUACAACAGUAGAGACAAGUUACUAUUUGAUCAUGAUUAACAUGUAAGGUGUAGAAUGUUAGUAGUGAAACAUCUGAUGUUGUACUAUCAUUACAGGAACACAGGUUGAUAGGGAGGGACAAAACCAUAUAUAUAUCAUUAGCUGAUACUUGUGCAAUGGAGAUGGUAUAGGGACGGUAGGGACAGAAUCGUAGUGCCGUGGUUGAAGCAGCAUGUACGUGCGUGUGCGAGUGUGUGUGUGCGAUUGUAGUGGGAAAGGAGUGCAAGAGCUGAUCCUUCAUUCGGUAACGGCGAUUGUGGACAAUCAUUUGUUUGUUCAUGUUGAGUUGCCACAGUCGUCCCAAAGAUGGCUAUCGAAAAAGCUAAGAAAAAAACAAAGAAGAUGCAUUGUUAAUUUGGUUUUAAAAACAAACAAGCAUCGUGGAAGCCAUCUUCAAAACAAAAAAAAGGAUGAGCACACAUCUCUCAUGCGCAUAUUCACACUCACACACACACACACUAUCGCACGCACAUAAAUGCUGCUCGCCAGACAGAAAGACGUUCGUGGAAUGUGAGGAAAAGGAUCUUAAUCGUGCGUCCUCUUGCAGGACGGCGAUGAAACACAAACAAAAAACAAUUCGCCAAGCACAUUCACGUGUGGAAAUCAUCGAUCGAGAAGAGUGUUUAAUGGGAACAAACUAUAUCUUUAUGGAACAGGGGUAAAAAAAAAGAAAAAAACACACACAUACACAUACACACAAGGAGAUUAAUAAUCAACCAAAUCAACUAAGCACGUGUUGCGCGAGAGAGAGAGAGAGAGAGAGAGAGAGAGAGAGAGAGAGAGAGAGCGAGCGAGCGCAACGUGUUUAGCGUGUUGCAGAUAUCAGUGACAAAAAAAUAUCAACAAAAAAUCAAAACAAUCGUAAACCAACCAAGAAGGAACAUAAAAGGAACAGUUGUGUAUUUAGUAUCUAGUUGAGGAGAUAAAGAACCACACACACACACAACACAAUCAUUACCACAUCUUAGCAAAAGAAAAACGGGGAUCGUUAUCCGAAGAAUGUUUGUGUGUUUACAAAGUAGCCAACAGCAGCCAACAGGAACGAAAUGGGAGGAAAUGAAUCACCAAAAGAAAAGCACAAAUGGUGCCGAAGUGGGUGGGUGUGUGUGUGCGUGUAAACAAUGUAAGCGAAUUUAGUAAAUUUGUAGUAGUUGAAGUUUUGAAGUCGAGCAAUGGAGAGCGAUCUCUGUGUGUGUGUAUGCACGAGUGGCAGAAGCAGAAGAAAGGAAGAAUAAGAAGAUGGUGCAUCAAAUCAAUCAAGCUGUGUGUGCGUGUGAGUGGACGAAGCCGGAACAGGUGUGUUAAGGUAAUUCACAUACACAUAAUGAAUAUCUUCCUGUCCCUGUUCCCCUAUCGCCUUUAUUCCCUGAGCUCCCACCCACCCCCCUAAAACAUUACACAAAAUAUUUAAAUGUUGUUUCAACACACACACACAGUAGCUAAUAAGUCUUUGAGCUGUCGAAAAGCUGUUCGAGCUAUUCGGUACCACUUUAAAACGGUUCAGCAAACUCUCACUCUCCCCAGGGCCAGGUCAGAAUCGGGUCAGAAUCGGGUAAUGGAAAACGCACAUAGGCGCGCGCUCUCGUCGUGAGCACAUUUGUUGUAGGUUUAGCAAAAUGGAUUGAGAUGUUGACGGUAGAGCAGCUGAAGCUUAUGCUCGAGUUGAUUUCCCUAAAAAACCGCCUGAUUUCCGUACCUUUCGGCAUUGUGUUGUUGCUGUUGAUUUGUGCGUUAUUAUGUCCCCCUCAAAAUUAAACAGAACAAAAAAAAUCCAACCACCCGCGCAGCAGCUUAGGCGGGAGGUAGCUCAACAUGGAUCGACUCUCACUGACAGAGAGUCAUCCACAAAAAUUCAAACUACAAGAACAACUGCUAAAACCGGCAAUGGGUAUUAUUUGAAUGUAAGGCACAGGGCAAUAAGAAAGAAGCAGCAGAGGAAGAAGAAGGACAAAAAAGGAAACACACGCGCGGCUAAAUAAUGCCUGACAGGAUAUAGAUUGAAAUAUGAAUUUUUUCCAGUAUUGUUUUAGGGAAUAACUGUUAAGAACAGGGAUUACACGGGCACUGGGCAACCAAUUUAUGAUGCGUAGUUAUAUUAUUAUAAUGAUUACAAUUACGAUUAUUAUUAUUAUUAUUAUUAUUGCUAUAAUUAUAAUUAUUAUUACUACCUUAGUAAGGCGAUAUCGUUAGCCGAGAGAGAGACAGAGAGAGAAUAUGUGUGUGUAUAAGGUUAAAAUCUCCCCUCCCCCUUUUUUUUCUUCAACCAACAUUUUGGGGUUUUUGUAUUUUCAUCAUCAUCAUGCUAGGGUAUUUAGUGUAACAGGGUCAUGGGUUUGCUUUCUACGUCUCUACACGGUAAUAUUACACGGUUGGCAUGAUCAGUGUGCGAUCAGUAAGCUUGAAGCGUCUCUAGGGGAGAUUCGCAUCUUGAUUUCUUACUUUCUGUAUUACUUAGGGACCUAUUACCUGUCUCUCACUCUCCCUCUCUCUCACUCUCUUUAUCUCUCUGUUUAUCUCACUCGUGAUCAUGUUAUGUUGUGCAAUUUCGUUUUUCCUGUUCACUAUUUUCUGUACCGUAACUGUACCCGUGGUAUGUUGUUCUUCCUGUUGCCUUUCUUUGUGCCUUUCCAUUCUGUUUGCUGUUAUCAUUUCGCUUUACAUCACUUCCAAAAACCACACACGUACGUAUGUUGCUUGUUUUUCUGGUUUUCUUCUUCCAACUCUUGAGGCGUUACGAACCUCAACCCCUCGUUUCGGAGAUGUGCAAAAUGAUAUUUUGUUUUUUUUUUUGUUUUUGAAUACCUUUUACAAUGUUUGUUAUGUGUUGAUGAUAGGUUUAGCUUAGCGUAAUAAGAAGCGUAAUUGCUGCAAACACAGACAGAUGAGAUUCGUUGUUACAUCGGAGCCCGGAAUUCGUAUCGGGUUUUUCUGAAUCACCACCAUUUUGAACCUUUUGUUUUCCCUCUCCCAAAUUUUUUCAUCAAACGAUUUUCCGUUGAUAGAAGUCAUUCCUGUUCCACUGAGUUGCCUUUUUCACCUCUCUACGAGUAGUGGGCUACGUGCUGUAACACGAGCUUAAAGCGUCUGUGUAUAACCUUAGGUGCAAUAUCGUUCAGAACGGCGAGUGAAAAUUUCUGUUGUAAGAAGUUUUCACACACACAUAUACACUCGAAACACACACACACGAACAGCACGGCAGCCCAUUUCCCGAUAUUGUUUCUGUCUGUCUGGCUCUCGAUUUUUUGUUUCAUCUGGGACGCAUUUUCUCCAUGCAGCCGCUUUUUUCCUUCUAGGGCUUUUUUCCUGUGUUCAAGCAUGUAAAGAAAACACAAGGCUUCUUACACUUAGUUGUGUUGGUGUAUAUUGGGGGGUUUUUGGGUUUUGUUUUUUUUUUUAACUCUUCCGUUACACACAACAACAAUGAUGCUGCCCUUUCUCGUCGAAGACAAUCUAACGCUCACGGGUAAGCGUUUGUAAAGCGAAUAUUUGUUUGUUGAUUGGGUGUUGUAAGCUGUGUUAUGUUAGCGAGCCGACUGAAUCCCAUCUCCUUUCCUAUUUAUACGGGUUUGAGAGUUGGAUCGUAGGGUUCAGUUGGUACUGAUCGAAUUCGUAAUUCAUUCCGAAGAAAAGCAACAGCUUAGCCGGCAUAGGCGGGUUUCUGUUUGGGUUUUGGUUUUUUUAAACUCUUCCGUUACACACAACAACAAUGAUGCUGCCCUUUCUCGUCGAAGACAAUCGAACGCUCACGGGUAAGCGUAGUGUGGUAAGGCGCAUAGGAAGCCAUAGGGAACAACAACAGGAUCGAUGGAAGAAAAUAAGUGAAGGAAACGAACGAUCGCAUCGUAUAAAAAAGAGCGUGAGGGUGGAGAGAGUGAAAAAACAAUAGUUAAAAUUCGGAUAGGUGGAACCCGAAAGCCGAACAACACACUUAAGUAAGAUGGUAGAAAACAGACAAACAGCAGCCAACAAAGGAACAAAAAAAUGGAAAACACAGCCAGAAAAGGUAGAAAGAAUACAACCGCAUAUUUACAACAGCAAAAGAAACAACAAUGCAGUUCCCCGUCUCUCCCUCCCCAAAAAAAGCUCCCCGUUCCCUCCUCUCCUUCAACAAUACACUCCUCCUUCAACAAUAAAACACGAGGCAAAGAUAAUCAGAAGCAGGUGAUCAGAGGUGGUUUACGGUACAGUAGAGUCCCCAAAAUAUAACGUUAACGUGUGAGCGAAAGAAAGAAAGAGAGAGAGAGCGAGACAGAGAUAAAACGAUGAAUGUAGUAAAUACAAAUCAGACAUUUCAAAAGUAAAACAGAAAUAGUAAAAGAGAUGGAGACAGUUUGCGAAACGGACAGAAAAGAAGAAGAAAAAAACCCCCCCAAAAUCAACCCACAUGUAAUCACACACAUCAACACAAUCAUCAUCUCUCUUUAUAUCGCGCAGCUGAAGGAAUGGGAAUCAAAUUUAGCCGAAAAAGCAGUUAAUAACUAACAGCCGGAAUCGAAGGAAGGUACACACCACCGUUCGGACGGUGUACCACUGGCACAAGGACGGGAAAGGUGAAGGAAAGGAUGAAGAGGAAUGGUGGAAGAAAGCCGGCGUUAGAAACCUAUUUGAAUCAAACUGUAAAACGUAAGUGAAACACAAAAACAAAAACAAAAACCUAACAAAAUCAAGAAUAUCCCGUGCAGAACUUGCACGAGCUCGAUGAGAAGAGAUUGAAUAUUAUAUGUAAGAGAAAUCUCGACAAUCAGAUGAUGUUAUAUUUUAGCGAUAAAUCUUUAAAAUGAAUGGUCUAUAAGAGCAAGCUCUAUUAUACACACACGCCCAUACUACACUAUCAUCUAACGGACACGAACGCGACUCUCUCUUUGUACACACAGCCACACAGCCACGACAGGCAGCAUGCAAAAGAAACCCGCAGGAAAACCCACAGAAGAGAACCCACAUAAUAGGGGUGAAAAUGGGUAAGAGCAACAAAAAAAAGUGGAACAAGAUUGAAUCUUCUUCAUAUGUGUAGCUUAUAUAUAAAUAUAUUAUAAAAACAAAGCAAACGAAACGAAACAAAAAAACGCAAGCAAACAAACUAUCCUUAUCUAAACUAGACAGAGCGAGGAAGAAAAGAGAGAAGCAAACCAACACACACACUCAAACACACAUAUUAUCGAAUCAGAAUAUCACCCAACCCAUUAUCAUCAUUACCACUACCACCCAAAACCCUAUUCAAAGAGAAUUGGGUGGGAAAAGUAAAGCCCGAGGUGUUAACUAAAGAAAACACCUCAAGGAAUCAGGACAUUCAGGAACACAAUCAAAUCAGACAAAUGCAAGUGUUUGUGUGGGCGACGCCCUCUACUAUCCAGUCGCACUAUAAUGUUAGCUAUCAUCAUCCGCUACUAUUCGUUCGUACCGAGUAAUAGUAAUAGAUGUUUACUUUAUCUACUUUAUGAUUUAAGAUUUUUGUUACUACUACUACUACUGCUAUUUUUCCCCCCAAAUUUAAGAUGACUAAAUUCUUGUAGGAAUUUAAAAUAAAAACCAAUCCACAACAAAACACACACACACAUACACCAGAACACAGGACAAGGAUGGCUGCUACUACUAUCUAUCUAUCUAGCUCUAGUAUACUAUAUAACUACUUCUCUUACUCUAGUACAGCCUACUAUGCAAAAUACUAUGCACCCUUUCUCUCUUUCUCACACACAAACACACCGACAGGCACACAAACAAUUCUUCUCUUUCUCUAUCGCUCUUCCAACAACAACAAAACCGUUCAACGACACGCGUGUGACACUAAUCUCUUACAUUGCCGUACUAAGAAGCAAUUUUAGUAAUUGAUUCGUUUCGUUCCCCUUUCACACCAUUCUUUCCCCUUUUUCCACGUAUCAUCGUAACCAUAACAACACAGCAGCGUGCACUACACGCACGCUGCGAGAGAUUUCAAGUGAUGAACCGGGAGUUAUAGAUAGACAAAAAGGCGUGAGUGGUGGCGCUGGCCUAAGUGACAGCUAGUGGUUUUGUUUUGUUUUGAGAUUGUUCUUGCAGAAAAAGAACGAGAAAAAGCGGGAGAGGGAUAACACAAAUGGAAUGUGAAAAAAACACACACACAAAACACAGCUUACGUUUACGCAUUAUUACGUUUAGCCAAACCAAUAUUAAAAUAGUUGUAAAUGUGUAUGAUUAGAAUGGCAGCAGAAUUAAAAAAACAAACAAACACAUGGCCACACACGCACACAACGCAGUCAUCGAGCACCUCGGGAUUUCCGGCAGAACUUUCUCGUUAGAAAAUUAGACCGAUUAAAGCGGGGUUAAUGGCGGCAAAUAGAACAGAGGGAAGUGUGCGUGUGCGUGUGUGCGUGAAUCAGAAAGAGACACACAACAUAAACACAACCACACACAUAUGCGAUACGGAAAUUGAUGAAACGAGUGUAAGAUAAUUAAGUUUAUACGUACAAGCUUUUUGCCCGUACCCGAACUUUUUUUUCGUAACUGUGUGUGUAAACCGGAAACCGGAAACCGGAAAGAGCAGCGAUGAGAUAGAAAAUGAGGAAAACGCGAGAGAGCGAGAGAGAGAGAUGUGCACACGAUCGAUGUCUUUGUUCGAAUAGUAUAAUGGUUCUCUGUUUUUUUCCUUAUUUUAUACUCUCUUUUAUUUACUUUUACUAUUUACUAUCUAGUAUAUACAUUUACGUACGUUAACACUGCUACAACUUACGGUAUUUGAGCAUCGCUGUCACACUGUGAAUGUUAGCCGACAAAAGGCACGCUUGUCCUGUCGCGCCCCAAAACUAACCAACUGGAAGAAGCAAGUAAAAACCACUCACCACACACACAUAUCCACCACAAACACAUCAGCGUGAUGUUUAUCUAUUUAAAAAUGCAAAAGCAUGAACAAGAAGAAAAAGGAAAAUGAUGUGAGCCCAGGGAUGUUGUUAGUACGUAAUAUUCCUUUCGCUUUCACAUAACAACAAAAAAAACACAAUUAUACAACAACAAAAAAUGGCGAAAUGAACCACCACAAAAACAAAACAAAACAAAAAAGACCACCACAAAGGUGGUGGUGCGUGCGGGAAUGAAUCUUUGGUUGUUUGCGUUCUUUCAACCCGGGUAAUUUACUACCUUUUAUUUUAAAUUACAAAUUUCCCUAUUUUUUUAAUUUUAAAAAUCUAUAUCUAUAUACUUAUAAGUUGCUUGGAUAAUCAAUAACUGUUACUACAAAACUUAAAUACUACUAUCAAUAAAAGUCUUUAAACUAAACUCUGCUCUGCUCUAUCAUUGCUGCUGCUCUUAUUUCUCUUCCCUACUACUUCUACUUCUUCUUCUUCUCCUUCUCCUUCUCCUGCUGUCUUCUGGACUCUGCUCACUUCACACGUUCUACCCUAUUGGCCCACAUCGGCGUUUCUAUUUCUGCUAUCGGCAAUCAUCUCUUCACUGUCGUCUUGUCUGUCUCAUCUUUUAUUCUUCCACCAUUUUCUUCCACUGCUGCUGCUGCUGCUGUUGCUAUUUUUACUACAUUUCCGUUUUUUUUCUAAUACAGAAAACACGCAUCGUUGCGGUUAGAAAAUGGAUUACAGCGAAAAGGAAACCCUUGUGGCGACUGUGUACGGUUAAUUAGUAUUGUAUUAUGCCCAGUGUGUAGCGCUAUCGGUGUAUAGGUAAAACUAUUGCUUCGUAGUUACACCAUCCAUCACAAACAAGCAAACAGACAAGCCGGAACAAAACCGAUCAAUUCCUAUUCCAGAAUCGUUAGCAUUAAACUUUAAAAGUACGUUGGUGAUAACAGAACCCCCCAGAAUGGAAGUCCUUUAUAUGCGUGAAGAGAGCAUAGCAAAACGUAACAAAAAGGAGGAAACAGAUCGAAAGAGCGAGAGAGAGAGAAAGAGAGAGAACGAGAAGACAGCUGCAAAAGAGUCUAUUAUGAGAUGAGACGAUAAAAUGUUUAUCAAUUUAUUAUACAGCAAAACAACGUAAAAACCCACACGCGAGUCGGCAUCCACUUUUGUGACGAAAGAAACCGAAAGCAAAAUCAAUAUGGCGGUGGUGGCACAUACCAGCGCCUACUCUACUACAGCUGUCAAAGUAGUAAACAACAUCCGCUAAAGCACCAACAACAACAGUGGUGGCAGCAUGAACGAUCUAGUGGGUACGUUACUCUACUGUCUAUCUCUUUUGCUGCCUGAUCAACUUCUUCUUCUAUUUCCUUCUUCUAGUUUUCCAGAUUUGUUGUUUUUUUUCAAAAGGCACACAAAUUUUAGUAAACUGUUUCGCAUUUCACUAACCAAUUGACUUUCAAUUUCUACAGAUUCGAGCCCUACUCUCUACUAAUCUUUUUCAUAAACAAUUUCAUCUUCUAGCUCAACGUUUCCCUACUUUUCUUCUGAGACAUAUCUUUAUAAACUCUGUUUUGGUUCUGUAUCUAUUUCUAAACACAUUUUCAUGUUUUACAUUUGCAAUUCCUUUUUUUUAAACCUUUUUCUCCUUACUUUAUCUCUACUUCUGUUUUCUUUCUUUUUGAAAAAUCAUUAUUUUCUCGUGGUCUGCUUUUAAUUUGCUUUUGAAACAAUUUUCUAUUAUUCUAUCUGUUUGCGAAAUUUUUUGCUGUUUAUUGCUCUUUUUUCAAAGUUUGCUUUUAACUUUCACUUAUUCUUGCUUUACUCCUUCUUAUUAUUUUUAACACUAUUUGCUACAUAUUCUAUCUCUUCUCUUACUUACUUUUUUCCGUCUAAUUUCUAUAAAUAAAAGUUUUAACUAUUCUCAAUUUCUAAAUUAUAAAAUAAAUUCUAACAAAUUCUUUUUCGUACUAUUUUAAAACUGGCUUCUUUUAAUUUUGCUACUCUUUAUUCAGAUUCUUUAAAGCUUUCUUUUUCAUUUCUUUACGGCUAUUUUUAACAACCAAAUUAUGUUUAUUCUUGCUAUUAUGUAUAUGUGUUAUUCCAUCUUAGUUAUUCGUAACAUAUAUUUUUCUUCUUCAAACUCUUUUCUUUUUUCCUUUUUUUAAAACAACUUUCUAAAUAUUAUACCUAUUUCCCUAUCUUUCAUUCUGUGCUGCUCCUUCUUUAAACGUUUUCCUUUUAGAUUGGCUUUAAACCAAUUUCUAUGUAUUAAAACUUUAUCUAUACAUUUCACUCUUUCUUACUCUUUUGUGAAACAAAUUUUCCCUUUUCAAGCUUUACUCUGUUUUAGCAUUUUAUACAAAUUUCUUUAUAGUCUAGCUCUGUAUCCAUUUUACUCUUUCUUACUCAUUCCUUAAAAAGAUCUCUAAUUUUUCUAACUCUCCUCUAUUUUCUUAUUUUUCCAAAACUCUAUUUUAUAUACUUUAGCUAUUUUUAUAAGUUUUACUAUUUCUUGCUCUUUUUUAAAGCAAUUUUCUUUUCGUUCAUUCCUUAAUCCUUCUUUUUGUUCUUGAAAACAAAUUUCUAUGAUAGCUAUUUCUAUAUAUGUUACACUUUCUAUUGCAUUCUUGAAACUAUUUUCCCCUUUUUCUAGCUCUACUGUUCAUUAUCUUUUUUUAUACAUUAAUUAUUUAUGUGUUUCCACUUCUUAUACUUAUAUUCCUAUACUUAUAUUCCGUAUAUUCCUAUACUUCACUCUUUUCUCAAAUAAAUUUCUCCUUUUUCUUACUUUACAUUUUUAUUAUUGCUUUUAACCCUUUUCUAUUUAUGCUAUGAAUUAAAGCUAUUUUUCUACACUUAAAGCUUUUUUAUCUUUUUUAAACUGUUUUUAUUUCUUCCCUUAACUUUGUUUUUCAAUUUUGAAACAAGCUUUCUACAUUUCUUAACUAUUUUUUAUAUAUCAUACUUUUUUUUAUUCACUCUUGAAACAAAUUGUUCUUCAUUCUUGCAAUCCUACCUAUUUUCUAAUUUUCCCCUGAAACAAAUUAAUACUUUUUAUAGCUCUAUUCUUUCUACUGAUUUUUUUAGAAGCAACACCUUAACCUUGCCUUACACCUCAACAAUUUCAAGCAAAUUAUACUAAUACUCACCUUUUUCUCUUUAUCUCUCUCUCUCUCUUACUCUUUUAUUUUCUCUACAUUUCCUAUUCCUUCUUCUCUUUCCAUCAUGCAAACAACAGCACCGCUACUACACAGAGCCACCGUUCCUCUCGGCUUGUAUCCCGUUGGGCGACUUCUUGUCUAAAGCACAUUAGCAACUCAACCAUUUCAUAGUUACGGGCAAGUGUACAGCCAAACUGCUGUAAGUGUUGUAGAACAAACUUCUCUAGGGUCAAUACAUAAACAAAAGACAAAACGAUCGCGCAACAAGUCAAUUCAUAACAACAAAAGAAAAAACGGAACAUGCAGCGAACAAUGCGUUUUGAGUUUGCGCUCUCAAUACUAAACCACUUAACACGUUGUAUACGGCGUUGUACCCCUUUUGUUAGAAUCGUGUUAGUAUAUGUGUGCGUGGAGGGAGAGAUUGUUGGCGAGAAGGUGAAUUCAAUAGUCAUUUAAUGUGUUUGUUUUCUUUAAUUAUUGCGUCUAUGAAUUAGUGCUGGGUUUAAGUAAUAAGAGAUAAAGCUGAUGAAAAAGGGACAAACAUAAGUUUUAUGUUUGUCAAAAUUAUUAUUAUAAAAAUAAAAUCAAAGUGCAUAAAAUCAACCCCACAA